This is a messenger RNA of Labeo rohita (rohu), 2198 nucleotides long. It is a transcript of the gene primpol, whose product is annotated as primase and polymerase (DNA-directed). The transcript has 14 exons. Gene Ontology annotation, molecular function: chromatin binding; DNA-directed DNA polymerase activity. Lineage: Eukaryota; Metazoa; Chordata; Actinopteri; Cypriniformes; Cyprinidae. The record is from RefSeq and is a predicted model, not a curated record. The coding region runs from base 253 to 1845 and encodes 530 amino acids. Gene Ontology annotation, biological process: response to UV; error-prone translesion synthesis; mitochondrial DNA replication. Gene Ontology annotation, cellular component: nucleus; mitochondrial matrix.
CGCACGCGCAAAGUUUGGUUUCUAUGACGUGCAGUUACGCGCGUUCCUCAAAACAGUGAAUGUUCCCAGACAGAGGAAAUCCUUCAGACUGUAAAUAUACAAAACAAAUUUGCAAAGGACUAUAAAGGAAGAAUACAAGUAAGCGACUGAACAAGGUGACUUUAGUUCUCCUUAGACUCUUUACUGUCCUCUGCUGAUCACAUCACAGAGUAUGAGUGAGAUUUAAUCAUACUCAAGUGUUUUGAGGCAAAGAUGACAAGAGGAAAAUGGCAGGACAGGCUGAAGUCUGUGGAGCAGAGAGCCUCAUCUUUUCAGUCUUCUCCUCUGAGCUGUCCGUACAAGCCACGUCUGUCCCGGCCAUGGCAGCCCUCCUCUGUCUGGAGACUUUUCCCACGGCAGAAUGCAGCCAUCGCCUUCACUCAGCACAUUAAACAGGACGUGCAUAUAUUUUCACUGGAGAAGGAAGGCAGUGAUGCUGGACAGAGGAUUUUCCUAGUGACCAGCUACAGUGAACUUUGGCAUUAUUACAGUACUCACAGACAGUCUCUGAUGCACUGCUAUGAGGUGAUUCUGGAAGGGGCCGUCUGCAAACUCUACUUUGACUUGGAAUUCGACAAAGCCUCCAACAUACACCUGGACGGCAAGAUGAUGGUGGCAAAACUAAUUCAGUAUGUGUGUGAGAAGCUAGAGGAGGUUUAUGGUCUACGCUGCUCUGCAAAAGACGUCCUUAAUCUAGACUCCAGCACCUCUGAGAAGUUUAGUCACCAUCUUAUCUUCAUGCUUCCCAGUGCUGCAUUCAAAGACAACUCUCAUGUGGGGCGAUUUAUUCAUGAUAUCCUGGAUCCUGCUCUAAAAAGCCUUCAAAAAAGCAAACCAGAAACACCUACAACAACAGUUUGUCCAAAAGAGAACAUAGAUGAUGUGGAUGGUUCUCAGGCUAAGAGAAGAAAACAUGAAGAGAAGGAUCUUGACUUUCUGAUAGUGAAGAGCAAAAAUGGACAAGAACAACUUUUUGUUGACCUGGGUGUCUACACAAAGAACAGAAACUUCCGUCUCUACAAGUCUUCCAAACUGGGAAAGAAUGCAGCCUUUUGUGUGGCAGAAGACAACAAGUUUGUCCCAAAGCCCUCCAAGCACACCGCAAAAGAAGAAUGCAUAUUUUUAGCUUCCUUAAUCACCAAUAUCAGUUUCACAGGACAGAGGAUUUUGACUUACGAUACGCCACAGAAGAGUACAGCAGGAUCUCAUUGUUCGACCCCUCAGAGAGAGUCACACAGCUCUGAUCUGUUGGGUGAACAGAAGGUGUCUCCUUUUAAAGAGGUGGAUGAAUUUGUGCUGACACUCGUGUGCAAAGAUGGCAUUCAAGGAAGCAUCCGGCGCUGGAACUACUUUGCAUCUGAACAGCUGUUGGUUUAUGAUAUUGAGAAAUUCCGCUGGUGCCACAAUGUGAAGCGCUUUCACAAGAGCAAUAACAUCAUAAUUGUGGUGGAUCUCAAAGAAGAAGUGUGGUAUCAGAGAUGCCAUGACCCUGAGUGCAGAAGACAGAACUACAGAUCCUCCAGUUUUCCACUGCCUCAAGAAGUCUGCCUGAGCCACAUGCUGAUGGAGGAUGAAGAGGAUCAGGCAUAUAUAACAGAUGAACUGGGGAACAUUGAGCUUGCCCAGAGCUCUGCAUCCAUGACUGAUUCAAAAGAGUCAUCCUCAGCUCCUCAAGCUGAGAAAGCUGAGGACUGGGGAGAGUGGCCUGAUGAUCCUGCUUAUCUGGAAGCUCUGCAGGAGGUAGAAAGGGCUGCUGAAGAUGUACCUGAUGAGCUUCUGCUCCAGGCAGUGAGUGAGUGUGAAUGAUGGCAAUCUAACCUGAAAGUCUCUGGAUGGAGGGAUGGCAUCUGGGUGUCAUUAUUAACAAACUAUAGUGCAAUACCCAAAGUUCCUUUUUUCUUUUUGUAUACAUUAAACUGUAAAAUGUGUGCUUAAAAUCUGCAAUUCUUAACAAGUUGUAUUUUGUGUUCAAAGAUUAUUUCCAUAAUUUAUUUUAGAUUAUAUGGCUUCGGAUUUUACAAGUGUGUAUAAUUUGCAACAUUUUUUUGAAUAUACAUAGAUGGAUUAAUUUGGAAGCACAAUACUCAAUGCUUGUUAGCCCUAGUAAAUAAAAAUUGAAAAUAAUAAAAAGUAAUCUGUGUGCAUAAAAUUAUAUACUA